Paramecium sonneborni is the source of this 907-nucleotide messenger RNA. The record is from the annotation of a GenBank genome assembly. NCBI's taxonomy places the organism in Eukaryota, Ciliophora, Oligohymenophorea, Peniculida, Parameciidae.
AUGCCUAAAUAUUUUAUUUUUUAAUUUCAAAUUCCUAUUGCUAUUAUAGGAAUAACAAAUUGGAUACAGUGGUUCGUCACAUUGUUAAAAUCAUAAUUCUAAUUUUUAUUUGAUGAAAAAAGAGUAAAUUGAAUCAAUUUUAUUUUAGAUAUUCUAAUGGAGUGAUAUGACAGGAUAAUAAAAAGCAAAAUUGGAUAGCCACAGUCGAGCUGUCAACUCAUUAAGUUUCUCACGAGAUGGAACUACAUUAUCAUCUGGUGGUAAUGAUAUGUCUAUCUAUUUAUGGAAUGUUAAGUAAGGUAAAUAAAAAGCAAAGUUUGUUGGUAAUCCUAGUACUGUAUAGUCUGAUAUGCUUCUCACAAGAUGGAACUACUUUAGCAUCAAGUGAUGAUAACUCUAUCCGUUUAUGGAAUGUCAAGUCACGAUUUAAGGUCAAAAAGGAUGAUCACUCCAGUUAUGUCUACCAGAUAGAAAUACUUUAGCAUCUGGUAGUGGUAAUAACUCUAUCCUUUUAUGGAAUAUUAAUACAGGUUAAUAAAUAGCUUAAUUAGAUGGUCAUUACUAUUCUCUCCUAUCAAGCUUCUUCUUCUCAUCUGAUUGAAACAAUUAUAGCAUUUGGUAAUUUUAAUAAUUCUAUUCGUUGUUGGCGUAUUAUGAAUGGAAAAAAAAUUAAAACUACUAAUCAAUAAUAUCAAUAAGUAUUAGAUAAAUUUUAAAACAGACCGCUUUCAAAGUGUGGUAAUAAUUUAUAUUUUAACUAGUUACUUAUCCUUAACUUUUAAUCUCCAAAUACUUAAUUCUAUAAGCAUAAGGUGCUUUCAUUUUUAAAGGAGAGUUUGCUAAUUAUUAAUUUUAUGAUUUUCAACCAUUAUUAAAAUCUAAAGGAUCCUAAUUUUUGGAAAAAUGA